This is a messenger RNA of Dermacentor andersoni, 10830 nucleotides long. RefSeq names its product Inositol 1,4,5,-trisphosphate receptor (gene Itpr). NCBI's taxonomy places the organism in Eukaryota, Metazoa, Arthropoda, Arachnida, Ixodida, Ixodidae. The record is from RefSeq and is a predicted model, not a curated record. Gene Ontology annotation, biological process: calcium ion transmembrane transport. Gene Ontology annotation, cellular component: endoplasmic reticulum; membrane. Gene Ontology annotation, molecular function: inositol 1,4,5 trisphosphate binding; inositol 1,4,5-trisphosphate-gated calcium channel activity.
UUCAGCUGCCGAAGAUUUACGGGCCCGGUGUCGGUCUGGCAGCUCUAUCACGAAGACGUCAGAAAGUGUGCCAUUCGCUCACAAAAACCAAAUACAGUGCCCAGCUGGCUUGUGGUGCUGUGGAUAUGCCGUAGCUCUCACUUGCAUUCUUGCGCACAGCCUGCUCAGUCCGUUUUCAGAUCCCGUGCGCACUUGCGCCCCAACACUGCCAAGUUUCGAUGGGAGGUGCGGCUCUAACUUUCCUGAAUGGACUGCUUGCUAACUCCUUACGUUGAAUUGUACGCUGGGAAAAUCGCUACAGCCAAAAGGCUUCGUGGAGGUGUCGGAGAAGUUCGGCAACACUUCUUGGCAAUUGGCCUUGAUGUAGCCCGUCCUGUGGAAAAAGCAGUGACCAAGCCGCCCUGGCUUGAAUCAACUGCAUUCUCACUUGUGCAACGCUCGGGUAAACACAUCAAAUAUGUGCGACUUGAUCGGCACUUCGAGCUUGCUCCACAUUGGAGACAUCGUUUCUCUCUACGCCGAGGGCACCGUCUCCGGUUUCCUGUGCACCUUAGGCCUGGUCGAUGACCGGUGCGUGGUGCAGCCAGAGGCUGGGGAUCUGGCCACCCCGCCCAAAAAGUUUCGAGAUUGCCUUUUCAAGAUGUGCCCCAUGAACCGGUAUUCGGCCCAGAAGCAGUUCUGGAAAGCAGCCAAGCAGAGUGCCUCCAGCGCAACAGAUGCCGUGCUGCUGAAAAAACUGCAUCACGCUGCCGAGUUGGAGAAGAAGCAGAAUGAGAGCGAGAAGCGAAAGCUGGUGGGAGAAGUGGUGCAGUACGGAGGUGUCGUGCAGCUGCUGCAUGUUAAGAGCAACAAGUACCUGACCGUCAACAAGCGGCUGCCUGCACUGCUUGAGAAGAAUGCCAUGCGUGUCUCCCUUGAUGCCAAUGGCAAUGAGGGCUCUUGGUUCUAUGUUGUCCCCUUCUACAAGUUGCGUUCGACUGGUGACAGUGUGGUGGUAGGUGACAAAGUGGUGCUGACGCCAGUGAAUGCAGGACAACCGCUGCAUGCCAGCAACCAAGAGCUGCCCGACAACCCAGGCUGCAAGGAGGUAAAUGCUGUCAACUCAAACACGAGUUGGAAGAUAUCACUGUUUAUGGAACACAAGGAGAAUGUGGAUGAUGUACUCAAAGGGGGAGAUGUGGUGCGACUGUUCCAUGCGGAGCAGGAGAAGUUCCUGACGAUGGACGAGUACCGAAAGAAGCAGUAUGUGUUUCUGCGGUCCACAGGACGCACCACUGCAACAGCAGCCACCAGUUCCAAAGCCCUGUGGGAAGUGGAAGUGGUACAGCAUGACCCCUGUCGUGGUGGGGCAGGGCAUUGGAAUAGCCUCUUUCGCCUCAAGCACCUCGCUACAGGCCAGUAUCUAGCUGCUGAGGUGGAUGAAGACCCGACCCCUGACCCAACACGGGCCAAGCUGCGGGGCCCACCAGGGAGCCCUGUGUACUGCCUUGUAGCUGUGCCACAGAGUAGUGACAUUGCCUCCAUCUUUGAGCUGGAUGCGACCACACUCUCCCGUGCUGACGACCUGGUGCCCCAGUCUUCCUAUGUGCGCUUGCGCCACUUGUGCACCAACACCUGGGUGCACAGCACUGCCAUUCCUAUUGACCGAGAUGAAGAACGACCUGUUAUGUGGCGCCUGGGAUGUGCGCCGGCGAAAGAGGAUCGGGAGGCCUUUGCAGUGGUGCCAGUGUCAGCAUCUGAAGUGCGAGACCUCGACUUUGCCAAUGAUGCUUGCCAGGUUUUGCAGACACUGGUUGGUGCUUUGGAAAGUGGCCGUGCAGGUGUCACGGAGCGUCGUUCGCUGCUGCAACUGCUUCAGGAGGUCAUCUAUUUCACGGCCAGUCGUGAGGGAGAUCCAAACAAAUCCGACCCUCUCGAACUAGUAGUGACUAAACCCAACCGGGAACGGCAAAAGCUGCUGCGUGAGCAGAAUGUUCUUCGGCAGCUGUUCCACAUCUUGCAGGCGCCAUUCACAGACAAUGGGCAGGGCCCACUGCUGCGCAUGGAGGACCUUGCAGACCCACGCUAUGCACCUUACAAGCACAUGUGCCGUCUCUGCUAUCGUAUCCUGAGACUGUCCCAGCAGGACUACCGCAAGAACCAGGAGUACAUUGCCAAGUGGUUUGGGUUCAUGCAGAAGCAAAUUGGCUAUGAUGUGCUGGCUGAAGACACUAUCACAGCGCUGUUGCACAGCAAUCGCAAGCUUCUUGAGAAGCACAUUACAGCAGCUGAAAUCGAGACAUUUGUCAGUUUGGUGCGGCAAAACAGAGAGAGUCGUUUUCUCGACUACCUUUCAGACCUCUGCAUUUCCAACAAGCAGGCCAUCCCUGUCACCCAGGAGCUCAUCUGCAAGGCCGUGCUUUCACCCCACAAUGCUGACAUCUUGAUUGAAACCAGGGUGGUCCGCAGCCAGGUUGAGCUGGAGAUGGAAGGGGGCCCACCAACCUUAGCUGUGGAGGAGCAGGUGCUGCUGCUGUGGGACAGCGGCCGGGAGGCGCGCAGCAUCGUGGAGUUGGCACAGGACACCGAGUGCCUUAGUGCACGAGCCACACUCGACUACUACAGGCACCAACUCGACCUAUUCUCAGGCAUGUGCUUGGACAGGCAGUACUUGGCCAUCAACAGCCUGUCGCCUCACCUGGAUAUUGAGCUGAUCCACAAGUGCAUGGCAGAUGAAAACCUGCCAUAUGAGUUGCGGGCAGCAUUUUGUCGACUCAUGCUGCACAUGCAUGUGGAUAGGGACCCUCAAGAGCUGAUCACACCUGUCAAGUACGCACGCCUCUGGUCCGACAUUCCUGAGCAGCUUUCCAUUCAGGACUAUGAUGCAAAUCGCCAUCCUGACUUAGGGAAGGAAGUGGUGCAACGCAAGUUCAAGCCCACCAUCACCUUUGUAGAGGACUACCUUUGCAAUGUGGUUGGACACGUGUGGUCUUUUGCAGAUAGGGAGCAGAACAAGCUCACCUUUGAGGUUGUUAAACUUGCUCGAGAGCUCAUCUACUUUGGUUUCUACAGCUUCAGUGACCUACUCCGCCUCACUAAAACGCUCCUCAACAUACUUGACUGCGUACCUGAAGCUGCCAUUGCCAAUGCCCCUGAAAAGGAGUUGCAAACCCAGGGCAGUGUAUUGAAGUCUCUGGGAGAUGUUGGCACAGUUGUCACAAACAUGGUGCUUGGAUCUAACACCUUGGCCAAGGCACCUACGCCGGCACCACGAAAAAGUGCUGCGGAGGACACCCUUGUUAUGGACACGAAGCUCAAGAUCAUUGAGAUUUUGCAGUUCAUCUUGAAUGUGAGGCUUGACUACCGCAUCACGGGGCUGCUGACUAUCUUCAAACGGGAAUUCCAGCAGAGUCAUGAGAAAGCUGAUGAGACCAUUGUUGUUGGUGACAAAGGUGUGGAUAUGGAGCGUAUUGGCAGAGAAGCUGAGGCCAUCUUUGGAGGCACGGAAGACUUGGGUGAUGUUGACUUGGAUGGCGAGGGUGGGCGCACAUUCCUCCGAGUGUUGCUGCACCUGACCAUGCACGACUACCCUCCUCUUGUAUCGGGGGCCCUCCACCUGCUCUUCAAGCACUUCACCCAACGUCAGGAGGUGCUGCAGGCAUUUAAGCAGGUGCAACUACUGGUGUCUGCCAGUGACGUGGACAACUACAAACAGAUCAAGGCCGAUUUGGACAAGCUGCGUAACCUGGUAGAAAAGUCUGAACUGUGGGUGUUCAAGGCUCGUGAUGAGGACCCUGACCACGACCAGGAGCUUGACAAGAGGCUUGUGCUUCAGGGUGAUUCACUGCGACCUGAGCUGGUUUCAGCAAAGGAGGCUGGAGAGCAUGAAGGUGCGCCUGCAGCAGCGGACAACUACUCAAUCAUUCGUGAAAUCUUGGAACGCUUCACCAAGUUGUGCUACCAGAUUGGAGCGGGUGGUACCAAGAAGCAGCGCAAGCAUGAGCAGCGUCUGCUUCGCAACAUGGGAGCACAUGCUGUGGUCCUUCAGUUGCUGCAAAUUCCCUACGACAAGAAAGAGGAUGUACGGAUGGGCGAGGUGAUGCGGUUGGCACAUGACUUCCUGCAGCACUUUUGCCUGGGCAAUCAUCAGAACCAGGGACUGCUGCAUAAGCACAUUGACCUCUUUCUCACACCUGGGCUGCUGGAGGCUCAGACACUGUGCAGUGUCUUCAAGGACAAUGUAGGGCUGUGCACCGAGGUGACGGAACGAGUGGUGCAACAUUUUGUUCACUGCAUCGAGACCCACGGGCGCCAUGUGGAGUACUUGCGUUUCCUCCAGACUGUUGUGAAAGCAGAAGGCCAGUAUGUCCGAAAGUGCCAGGACAUGGUCAUGCAGGAGUUGGUGGGCGCUGGGGAGGAGGCUCUGGUCCUCUACAACGACAAGGGUACCUCGGAGCAGCUGGUGGAGUUAAUGCGCUCCGAGAGGCAGCGGCUUGACCCUGGCGGACCACUUCGUUACCACAUCGAUUUGGUCCGGCUCCUCGCCAGUUGCACCGAGGGCAAGAAUGUGUUCACUGAGAUCAAGUGCCACUCCCUGCUCUCCCUAGAUGACAUCUGCAGGGUUGUAUCCCAUCCUGACUGUCUUCCCGAGGUCAAAGAUGCCUACAUCAACUUCCUUUCACACUGUUUCAUUGACACGGAGGUGGAAAUGAAGGAAAUUUAUGCAUCUCACCACAUAUGGACACUUUUUGACAACUUUCUUGUCGACGUGGCCAUGGUUUGCAAUGCCACGCAUGACCGGCGUCAUGCUGACCAGCAGUUAGAGAACUACGUCACAAAUACUGUCAUGAACAUCAUCACGACUUUCUUUAACUCGCCUUUUUCGGAACAAAGCGCCACUGUGCAGACUCACCAACCAGUUUUUGUUCGGCUUCUCCAAGCUGCCUUCCGAUUAUCCACCUGCACAUGGCUUUCACUUCAACAGCGAAUGAAUGUUGAAGGUUGUAUACGAACUCUGGCUGAAAUAGCUAAAAGCCGUGGAAUUGCCAUCCCCGUGGACCUCGAGUCUCAGGUGUCAACCAUGUUUGACAAGACUGCUUUGAUCAGCAAACACACGCGUGCCUGGCUUUCCUCUGCCCGGGCACCAAAGCGGGAACCUGUGGAACAAUCACCACAGAGGCCUACUGAGGUGUCACGCGGCCAUCCAAGUGAUCGGACAGUGAUUGAGGUGCUGCAAGAGCUGGUACUGGUGCUGGAAGAGCAGCUCAGGCCACUAGUACAGAGCGAGUUGUCGGUGCUGGUGGAUGUUCUGCAUGAGCCUCAGCGGCUGUUCCCUGCACGGCCCCAGGCACAGGCCCGCUGUGCCUCCUUUGUCUCCAAGCUGGUGCAACACACCCAGCGCCUGUUACAGGAGCGGGAGGAGGGGCUAUGUGUGCGUGUUUUGCAGACACUGCGUCAAAUGAUGGCUGACACAGAGCAUGGGGAAAAGGUUGAUGCCAACUUGCUCACUCAGAGAGAAAUCUGUGACCUCGCACGGGGUGAAGCACUGCGGCAGAGCCUUCUUGUGCGUUAUUUGGGCACACCACCCAAGCAGCCACAGCCCAAGCGUGGCUCAACGGAAGGCUCACAGCCACAGCAGCAACAGCCACAGCAGCAGCAGCAACAGCAACAGCAACAACAGCAGUCACCUCAGCCCCAAACGCCCCUUGGUCGUCCGCCUAGCCCAUUGUCCGAAGUCCAGUGCCAGCUUGAUCGUGAGGGGGCCUCGGAUCUUGUUGUGGAGCUGAUAAUGAUGAGCCCCAGCCUGGCCAUCUUCCUUGAGAGCGUCGAGCUUGGUAUCGCACUCCUGCGUGGUGGAAACCCUGUCAUACAGAGGUCCAUGCAUGCAAAGUUGACUACUGGCAACAAUGCAGAGAAGUUUUUUAAGGUAUUUUUUGACAAAAUGAAGGCAGCGCAACAGGAGAUAAAGUCUACAGUCACUGUCAGCACAUCUGACAUGGCUGCCCGAGCGACCUCUGAAGAGAAAGACCUGCUGCGCAAGGACAACCUGCGGGAAUCUCGCAGCCGCUCUCGAGGAGGAAAGGGGAGCCUGAUGGUGUCUGAUGAGCUGCGUGCCCAGUUGGAGGAUGCUGCACAGGUCACAGGAAAAGCCUAUGCCCAUGUUCGGUCUACAGUGGGUGGUCUGAGUGGUGACACUGGUGGCGGCAGCCCUUUGUCCCCAAGUGAGGAAAAUGAACGGCCCCAGGAGCCACGCCUGGCACCCGAGGUGUUGGUCAUGCAGCCAGUGUUGCGUUUUCUUCAGCUGCUAUGUGAAAACCACAACCGAAGUCUGCAGGAUUUCUUGCGCAACCAAUGCAACAAGAACAACUAUAACCUGGUAUCAGAGACAUUGUUGUUUCUGGACUGCAUUUGUGGCAGCACCACGGGUGGCUUGGGCCUGCUUGGUCUCUACAUCAACGAACACAAUGUGGAUCUUGUAAAUCAGACUCUUGAGACUCUGACAGAAUAUUGCCAGGGUCCCUGCCAUGAAAACCAGAACUGCAUUGCCAUGCAUGAAAGCAAUGGAAUUGACAUCAUCAUCGCCCUGGUUCUAAAUGACAUCAACCCACUUGGAAAAAAGCGCAUGGAUCUUGUCCUUGAACUGAAGAACAAUGCAAGCAAGCUGCUGCUGGCUAUCAUGGAAAGCCGAGGGGACAGUGAGAAUGCUGAGCGCAUCCUCUUCAACAUGAGCCCCCGGCAGCUAGUGGAGGUGGCAUGCAAUGCAUAUCACCAAGACGAGGAUGAAGAUGAAGAUGAUGACGAUGAUGAUGAUGCUGUUGGGGACAACCGGGGUACUGGUGGAGGAGACGGAGUAGGUGUGUCUCCAAAGGAAGUAGGCCACAACAUCUACAUCUUAUGCCACCAGCUAGCCCAGCACAACCGAGACCUGGCUGGGCUGCUGAAGCCACAUGAGAGCUCUGAUUGCAAGACAGCCCAGGCUCUGCAGUACUAUGCCUCCCACACAGCACAGAUUGAGAUCGUGAGGCAUGACCGCACAAUGGAGCAGAUUGUGUUCCCUGUGCCACAGGUCUGUGAAUUUUUAACACGGGAAACCAAGGUAAAAGUGUACAACACAACAGAGCGAGAUGAACAAGCUAGUAAGGUGUCAGACUUCUUUGAGCGAACAGAAGACCUUUUUAAUGAAAUGAAAUGGCAGAAGAAACUGCGAGGUCAACCAGUGCUAUACUGGGUGAGCCGCCACAUGUCAACAUGGAGUACUGUGGCAUUCAACUUAGCCGUUCUGGUCAAUGUCAUUGUGGCAACCUUCUACCCAUUUGAAGGAGCCAAAGAACUGGACCCACGGCUGAGUGGCCUAAGUUGGGCACUGAUGCUGGUAUCUCUGGCAGCGGUGGUUGUGGCACCGCGACCAUCAUCUAUACGAGCACUGUCUUGUGCCUGCAUUCUGCGUCUCAUGUCCUGGCUUGGCUUACAGCCUACACUGUGGUUACUGGGCACAGUAAAUGUGGCCAUCAGCACGGUGCACCUCGUGAGCAUAGUGGGAAAUCAUGGGACAUUUGCACGUAGCCUUGGCCACAUGCUGUCCGAUAUGGAGCUCCUGUACCAUGUCUGCUAUUUGGUUUUUUGUGCACUGGGCUUAGUAGGACACCCACUGUUCUACAGUGUGCUUCUGUUAGAUGUGGUCUACCAGGAGGAAACACUCCUUAAUGUCAUCAAGUCGGUAACACGUAAUGGUCGCUCAAUCAUUCUCACAGCAGUGCUUGCGCUAAUCCUGGUAUACUUGUUCUCCAUUGUUGCAUUCCUGUUCUUCCGGGAUGACUUUCUUAUUGAAGUCGACAGCCGUGCUGUUCAGAGUGUGCCGCGAGUUUCAGGGCCAGAAAGUGAUCCACCAUGCCUUGAAGGUUUUUGUGAUGCGUCUGAGCGGCCCAAUCUUGGCAACAAAGAUGCCAGUGAUUCAGAUGAUGAUGACACAACAACCGAACGAGCUUGUGACUCACUCGUAAUGUGCAUAAUCACCACGAUGAAUCAUGGCUUGCGUAAUGGUGGAGGUAUUGGAGACAUUCUACGACCACCUAGUGCUAAGGAACCACUAUACUUUGCUCGAGUCGUGUAUGACCUGCUGUUCUUCUUUGUGGUCAUCAUUAUUGUGCUGAACCUCAUCUUUGGCGUCAUCAUCGACACCUUUGCUGAUCUGAGAAGCGAGAAGCAGCAGAAGGAAGAGACCCUGCGAAACACAUGCUUCAUCUGUGGUCUGGACAGAUCAGCUUUUGACAACAAGAGUGUGUCAUUUGAAGAACACAUUCGAUGUGAACACAACCUCUGGCACUACCUCUACUUUAUUGUGCUGGUGCGAGUCAAGGACCCAACUGAAUUUACGGGGCCUGAAAGUUAUGUGGACUCCAUGAUCAAGGAAAAGAAUCUGGAAUGGUUCCCACGCAUGCGUGCCAUGUCACUCGCAGCAGAUGAGGCAGAUGGGGAGCAGAAUGAGAUGCGCACACUGCAGAAUCAGUUGGAGGAUACGCAACGCUUGGUGACUACCUUGUCUAGGCAACUGUCCGAACUCCGAGACCAGAUGACAGAGCAGCGGAAGCACAAGCAGCGCCUGGGACUUCUAGCUCAUCCCAACUCGGUGCCAUUGGCUGCCACUGCCAGUCUGAGUAUGCAUUGACUCUCGUGCUGCCAACACACAAACAAACAAGUGGCUCUCCUCACAAAGAAGGUCACCAUGCACAGUGAGCCUGGCUGGGCCACCAGCAUGAAGUGUGCUUGCUAUGUCACUGCCCCGGUGGUGAUCACGAGAUUGGGCCAAGUAAAACGGACUAUGUGUCUUCCAUCAACACGGCAAGCUGUGUAUGCAAGGGCCACAAGAACCACUCAGCUCUCUCAUUGCACUUGGAACAUCUGCGAAGGAAAGGGGCCACAUUUUCCUCCCUCUUGCCAAAGUGCACAAAAAAUAUUCUGGAUGAGUCUUUCAGCAGUCACUACAGCACCUUUUUGCAACUCUUCUUUUGGCUUUUUUCAGUAUUGUGUCAAGCGCAACUACACUUAAGAGAUAAGAAGCAAGAGUGGCACAAAUUCCCACCAGUGCUGCACGCAUAUACAAUUGUGCAAAUAGGACAUUGUGAUCACUUCUCACAUUGACAGUGGUGCCUGCCGUGAAGCAGAACAAGGCAGUCGCCACUUUUUUUGAUGUGGGUUUUUUCUCACCUCUUUUAAUGAAACAAAAACAUUAUUAUUAUUUUUUUUGCCGUUGUCAUGCGAGCAUUGCAUUCUUUAUUAGUCUGCGGAUAUGCUCUUCUUAACCCAUGUACCGUGAUCGAAACAAAGCUUCUUGCCGCAGUUACCACAUAACGCAAUAUUUUUGCUGUUUUUGUGACUUGUGACAAACUGUAUUAAGUGUAAUUGUGGGAGGCGGUGUUUGUAUAUUGAACAGAUUUUUGCUUUGCACACUUUUCACAAUGAUGGCUCAGGCCAUCAUUGUGAAGGGUGAAAUGAUGGCUCAGGCCAUCAUUUCACCCUUGGGGUGAAAUUUACUGGAAAUCUAACAUGUAACUUUCACACGGCAAAAUGCACCAGCAACAAAACAUUGCGUCACAUGCUCCUCGAUUCAAAACAGAGGAAGAGGGAGAGUCAAUUUGUCUACCUUGCCAGAGUCCUGCUGCUGCCGGUUGGAGGUUUUUCGCAUGCUUCCGUGACUCCAGUUGGCCCUACAGUGUUUACUUGUCUGUGGUUUUCUUGUUUUAGCUAUUUAAUGUGUAGUUGUGUUCUUUCUUACACUUGUUUUUUCCAGUGCACAUUUACACACUUAUAUAUGAUGGUUUUAUACUGGUAUGCCGCUUUAUAUAUUUAGAUUGUUGGUGCAUCUCUACAUUACUUGUUGCAUCUUUAUUUUAAAGGUAGUUUGGAUGCACUAAUGCAUAGAAAUUUUAACAAAUGUGUGAACAAAUACUUAUCAUCUGGGAUGGCUUUAACAUUUGAUACCACUUUUAGUAGUAUGGUGCAAUUUACAAGCAUCAGUAAUGGCAGUGUUGUGUGAAAGGUGCUACUCAGGCAUUAACAGCAGAACUGCUAUUGCAGUUCACUCACAGCUACUUCUCCUGUUGUUUUUCUUACCAAGUGCGUGGUUAAAUGUGUUGCAAUAGGUGCUUUCACUGCUACCACUGACUUGUACACAUUUGUUUGUUUAGUCAGGGCCUGGUGUGGCAAGUGAAAAAAAAAAAAAAAAAAGAGAAGAGUGAUGGCCUCGCAUUGUUGGUGUCAAACGAUUAAUGGACGUAGAACUUGUGAAAAAGCUUAUUGCCAUGAAGCCUGAACAUGUGUAGUAAAGUUCAGAGUUGCAGCGUUCAACAGAAUGUGCGCCCGAAGCACAUUGGCCUACUUUUUGUAUGGCCAUGUUUUGUGGUAGUUUGUUUUUUUCACAGAAGUCGCAGCCCAUAAAUUUUUUGUUAAAAGUGCAUUGUGUUUCCCAUUACAGGCUUUGUUCUUGAAGUUUUUCAGCCCUGAACGUUGCAAGUUUGUGGCACCUAUGUUUGCAGCCUAAAUUGCCUCCCACAAGCACUUCAUAAUUUGCAGCCAUAACUUUUGCUCAGUUCUUAUGUUUUAAGUACAUUAGAAGUGCAUUUCUGAUUGCAGAAUGUGUGUCCGUAGUUUCCGCAGUUGCUGCAAAAAUUCUUAUGCGAGCAACCUAAAUUACCAUGCAUGCAUACAAAAUUAAAGCUACACUUUGUAACAUAUUCUUUCCCCCACUAGUCAGUGAACAAAAGAGAUUGGUAUUUAUUACAGCACACUGAUCAAGAAAAUACCUUUUAUUGUCUUUUAUCAAGUGUACAAAACAUCAAUAUAUACAUGUAUGUA